ACUUCCAACCUCAUGAAUCGCCACGGGAGCCAGUGAUGGGUCGCGCAUGCAGCUCUUCCCUGCCUAUGCUGCAGGGUGGCUAACCUGGUGGACUCGUGGGCAAAAAGAUGCCCUCUUUCCUCAGAGGUCUUGUCGGCUUUCCGCAGUAUCGUUGAGGAUGUUAGACUAGCAUCCAGCUUAUAUGCUUUUCUCCAUAAACUUUAAUUAUCUAGAAGAGAAGGCGCAUGGCAGUAGUCCUUCAGUGUUCCGUACUAUUCUCACCCCCCCAUCCCGCAAUACAGAUUAUAUACGAAGUGGGGAACAUUCCUUAUGAAGCUACUGAAGAGCAGUUGAAGGACAUUUUUUCUGAGGUUGGACCUGUUGUUAGUUUCAGAUUGGUAUAUGACAGAGAGACAGGAAAGCCAAAGGGUUAUGGCUUCUGUGAAUACCAAGACCAAGAGACAGCCCUUAGUGCCAUGCGGAACCUGAAUGGGCGCGAAUUCAGUGGGAGAGCACUUCGAGUGGACAAUGCUGCCAGUGAAAAGAACAAAGAAGAGCUGAAGAGCCUUGGCACUGGUGCCCCUGUCAUUGAGUCACCUUAUGGAGAGACCAUCAGUCCUGAGGAUGCCCCUGAGUCCAUUAGCAAAGCAGUUGCCAGUCUUCCACCAGAGCAGAUGUUUGAGCUGAUGAAACAAAUGAAGCUCUGUGUCCAGAAUAGCCCUCAGGAAGCACGGAACAUGUUGCUUCAGAACCCUCAGUUGGCUUAUGCUUUGCUGCAAGCACAGGUAGUGAUGAGAAUUGUGGAUCCGGAGAUUGCCUUGAAAAUUCUGCAUCGCCAGACAAAUAUCCCAACGCUGAUUGCAGGAAACCCUCAGCCAGUCCAUGGUGCUGGGCCUGGCUCAGGAUCCAAUGUGCCCAUGAACCAGCAGAAUCCUCAAGCCCCUCAGCCCCAGCCUUUGGGUGGAAUGCACGUCAAUGGCGCACCUCCUCUGAUGCAAGCUUCUAUGCAGGGUGGAGUUCCAGCACCAGGGCAAAUGCCAGCUGCUGUCACGGGACCUGGGCCUGGUUCCCUAGCUCCCGGAGGAGGAAUGCAGACCCCGGUUGGAAUGCCAGGAGGUGGACCGGUGCCCAUGGAACGAGGACAAGGAACCCUACAGCACUCGCCCGUGGGACCCGCCGGGCCUGCAUCAAUUGAGCGAGUUCAAGGGCAGAGAACAUGGAUGAUAUGGGCAUCUGUCCGAGGCUGUACUCCCUCCCUACUGGUGUCAGGAGGCUUGGAUGGAAUAGCAGUCUUGCCGAUGCAAGAUCCCAGAGCAGCUAUGCAGCGGGGAUCCUUGCCUGCCAACGUCCCAACUCCUCGAGGUCUGUUAGGAGAUGCUCCGAAUGACCCACGGGGAGGCACUUUACUUUCUGUAACUGGAGAGGUAGAGCCUAGAGGUUACCUGGGACCACCUCAUCAGGGUCCACCCAUGCACCAUGUUCCUGGCCAUGAGAACCGUGGACCACCCCCACAUGAAAUGAGGGGUGGUCCAUUAGCCGAGCCCAGACCUCUAAUGGCAGAACCAAGAGGACCCAUGCUAGAUCAGAGGGGUCCACCCUUGGAUGGCAGAGGUGGAAGAGAUCCCCGAGGAAUAGAUGCGCGAGGGAUGGAGGCCCGAGCCAUGGAGGCAAGAGGAUUAGAUGCCAGAGGAUUGGAGGCCCGUGCGAUGGAGGCCAGGGCGAUGGAAGCUCGUGCAAUGGAGGCCCGAGCAAUGGAGGCCCGUGCAAUGGAAGCCAGAGGCAUGGAUACCAGGGGCCCAGUGCCUGGCCCUAGAGGACCUAUACCUAGUGGAAUCCAGGGUCCCAGUCCAAUUAACAUGGGGGCAGUUGGCCCCCAGGGAUCCAGACAGGUCCCAGUCAUGCAGGGAGCAGGCAUGCAAGGAGCGAGUAUGCAGGGUGGAAGCCAGCCUGGUGGCUUUAGUCCUGGGCAGAAUCAAGUCACUCCACAGGAUCAUGAGAAGGCUGCUUUGAUAAUGCAGGUUCUACAACUGACUGCAGACCAGAUUGCCAUGCUGCCUCCUGAGCAAAGGCAGAGUAUCCUGAUCUUAAAGGAACAAAUACAGAAAUCCACUGGAGCACCUUGAAAGGUUUUCAAAAAUACCUGGCAAGAAAUCUGGAAAUUAACUCCAUAACUUUGUCGAAAUGCUGAAAAAAGAUGACUUCUACAUCCUAAUCCUUGAAUGACUCAAAUCGGUGCCAGGUGGAGGACUCCCAUCACCUUCUCUCAGAACAAAAUCAGUUCAUUUUGUUGUCGUAGUUUGUAUAUUUUCUGUGACUUGAAAUAAACUUUGAACACAAUUUUAGUACACUGCAAA
Microcebus murinus (gray mouse lemur) is the source of this 2333-nucleotide messenger RNA. The record is from RefSeq and is a predicted model, not a curated record. NCBI's taxonomy places the organism in Eukaryota, Metazoa, Chordata, Mammalia, Primates, Cheirogaleidae.